This is a messenger RNA of Arvicanthis niloticus (Nile rat), 4865 nucleotides long. NCBI's taxonomy places the organism in Eukaryota, Metazoa, Chordata, Mammalia, Rodentia, Muridae. The record is from RefSeq and is a predicted model, not a curated record.
UGCACCACCUUUUGUUUCCCUUUGUCACUAAACCCCUAGUCUGGAAAAUUGACAGUUCAGAUAUAUGAACAUCUUUCACGGUAAACACCUUUUACCUCCUCUCGUUGUAGUUUGAGAUAAGAAAGGAUCAGUAGAAACUAUUCGGCUUCCCAGUUACUUUUUCUUAAGAGUAGCUGAGCGAAGUUGAACUGACUAAAUGUUCCCACAAGGGGGUGCAAUGCUAGGAGGUUAACAAAGAGACUAGCAAACACCCUGCUUCUAGAACUCAGACUGAGACUCCAGCCUGAUGUCAGCUCCUUUGAAGUAGGCCUGGUGCAAUGAGUUCCCAGGUGGCAGGGUUUGACCUGGGGACCCGUCCGUAAUCUCAAAGUGGCAAAGCGAUUCAGCAUCUUUCCCAAAGCAGAAGUAUUCCUUAGAACAUACUUGCUCUUAGAGGGUCUCCUUACUAAAGUUUAGAUCUUCAGAGCGUCCAUUGUACCGGAUCAUCAGGCUCGGCUUUGUGCUGGCUGUACAAAUAAAAAUGUGUCGGGUAUGACGCAGGCUUCACAUAUAGUCCAGAUACGGAACUCACGGUGGGUUGGGUUUGCCCUUAACAAAAAUGGCGCGGACUCGUCACGUCGGUAAGAUCACAUGCUCGUAAGCCUGGCUGAGAGUCAAUAUGACUUCAGGCGAAAAGCGGAUGUUAUUAUUAUUCACUUCCGGGUGAGACCCAUCGGGCGCCAUCUUGUCUUGUUCAUGAAGAAGUAGAAGCAUCGAAAGGGUUGGAGAGAAUUACAGGAACGGUGGCGACAGCGGUAUUCCGGAAUCGGAGCGGGAACUUGAAGGAUGUGGGAUCAAGGAGGACAGCCUUGGCAGCAAUGGCCCUUGAACCAGCAACAGUGGAUGCAGUCAUUUCAGCACCAGCAAGAUCCAAGCCAGAUUGACUGGGCUGCUUUGGCCCAAGCUUGGAUUGCACAAAGAGAAGCCUCAGGACAGCAAAACAUCGUAGAGCAACCACCAGGAAUGAUGCCAAAUGGACAGGAUAUGUCUACAAUGGAGUCUGGUCCAAAUAAUCAUGGGAAUUUUCAAGGGGAUUCAAAUUUUAACAGAAUGUGGCAACCAGGCUGACAGGGGCUGGGAACACUCUGGAAACUUCACUUGGCAUCUAGGGAAAAGAGAGCACUCUUUGUCUCUCUGUUGCAACCUCUGGCCUUUUCAGAAGCAGCACUGGCAGAGUAAAACAUGUCUAGCCUCUAAUUAAAGACAAGUUGUGCCACUGUAUGACAAGCAAGCCUGUCAGAUCCGCUCUGCUCCUCAUUCAUCACCUUUCCUCCUCCCUCACCCUUUUUUCAGAUAGCAGUGACUUUCCCUAAUUUCUUGGCUGUUCAUUUUAUUUAUUUUUUUUAAACUUCACAGUAUGACUUAGAUCCUUUAAUGUUUACUCGUUUUCCACGAUUGUGUUAAUAUUUUUAAUAAUCCCAUCACACUAUUUAUAGAGACUGCACAUUUGGAGAUGUUGCUGCAGAAGUCCUAGCUUCUGUUUGCUAUUUUUAUUAUUUCUAUUAUUACUGGUGAGAAUGGAAAACAGGGUAUAUUUUCAAUAUUACUUUUAAAAGAGUAACAAAUGUUCUCAUCUUUGGUAAUGUGAAGUGUUUUUUUUUUGUCUUUUAGAAGGCCAAAUCUUCCCACUUUUGAAACUCUUGUAGUUUUCGAGUUAGUUUCCUCAUCCCGGCAUCAGUGGCCUCCUUUCACUCCUGCUGCCCUCAGCUUCCUUCCCUUCUUUGGCUUUCUCUGUGACACAAAGGAACUUAGUAACCUUUGUGUGUCUCAGUUUCCCCUUCUGAAAUUGACAGAUAAUACCAGAUUUCUCCCUACCUCACAGGGUUGUUGUGAGGAUAAAUGUGUUCAUGGAAAAAGAAAUAAUAUGAAAUUUAAGGUAUUCUUUUUAUGUUGUUACCAUUGAACAGUAAUAGCAGUUUAUCCAAGAGUUGUUUUGGAAUUUGAUAAAUUUGUUAAAAACACUUUUUGGAGCUGAGUGUGGUCUCACAUGCCUGUAAGCCCAGUGCUGGGGAGGCGGAGGCAGAAGGGCUCGUGUUUGAGGCCAGUCUUAGCUGUGUAGAAAGUUCCAGCUGGGCUUCAUCUGCAUAGCAAGAUCCUGUCUCAAAAUAUCAAGCAAAAAAUAACUUUAGGCAUUUCGUUUAGAAUAUGAAUUAGAAUGGAGUACAAUUGAAUUACGUAUGGGAUAGUUUUUAAUUUAUUGUUUAUUUUAAGGUAAUACAAAACAAAUUUGACCAAAAUGUUAUAAAUUGCUUUUUAAAAUUGUGUCAUUACAUUUUUAGCUUUCUUGAGAUCUUAAAAAUUAUAUUGACUUUGUUAUAAUCCCCUGUUGAAUGUCUUUAUGCCUAAAUCCUGAAUAGAAUGGGGAAUGCAUCAGCAGCCCCCACACCCCCCUCCAGAGCAGCCAUGGAUGCCACCAACACCAGGCCCAAUGGACAUUGUUCCUCCUUCUGAAGACAGCAACAGUCAGGACAGUGGGGAAUUUGCCCCUGACAACAGGCAUAUAUUUAACCAGAACAAUCACAACUUUGGUGGACCACCUGAUAAUUUUGCAGUGGGGCCGGUGAACCAGUUUGACUAUCAGCAUGGGGCUGCUUUUGGUCCACCACAAGGUGGAUUUCAUCCUCCUUAUUGGCAACCAGGACCUCCAGGACCUCCAGCACCUACACAGAAUCGAAGAGAACGGCCACCAUCAUUCAGGGACCGACAGCGUUCACCUAUAGCACUUCCAGUGAAGCAGGAGCCUCCACAAAUUGAUGCAGUAAAACGCAGGACUCUUCCAGCCUGGAUUCGUGAAGGCCUUGAGAAGAUGGAACGUGAAAAACAGAAGAAAUUAGAGAAAGAAAGAAUGGAACAGCAGCGUUCACAGUUGUCAAAAAAAGAAAAGAAGACCACUGAAGAUGCUGAAGGAGGGGAUGGCCCUCGUUUACCUCAAAGAAGUAAAUUUGACAGUGAUGAAGAGGAUGAAGACGCUGAAAACCUGGAGGCCGUGAGCAGUGGGAAAGUCACUAGAAGUCCAUCUCCAGCUCCCCAGGAAGAGCACAGUGAACCAGAGAUGACUGAAGAGGAGAAGGAGUACCAAAUGAUGUUGUUGACAAAAAUGCUUCUAACUGAAAUUCUUCUGGAUGUCACAGAUGAAGAAAUUUAUUACGUAGCUAAAGAUGCACAUCGGAAAGCAACGAAAGCUCCUGCAAAACAGCUGGCACAGUCCAGUGCACUGGCCUCCCUCACCGGCCUCGGUGGACUGGGUGGUUAUGGAUCAGGAGACAGUGAAGAUGAGAGGAGUGACCGAGGUUCUGAGUCUUCUGAUACUGAUGACGAAGAGUUACGGCACCGAAUCCGGCAAAAACAAGAAGCUUUUUGGAGAAAAGAGAAAGAACAGCAGCUGUUACAAGAUAAACAGAUGGAAGAAGAAAAGCAACAAACAGAAAGGGUUACAAAAGAGAUGAAUGAAUUUAUUCACAGAGAGCAAAAUAGUUUAUCACUUCUAGAAGCAAGUGAAGCAGACGGUGAUGCGGUUAAUGAAAAGAAAAGAACUCCAAAUGAAGCUCCUUCAGCUUUAGAGCCCAAAAGAGAGCACAAGGGGAAAGAGAAGGAGCGGAGGAGUAGGUCAGGCAGCAGCAGUAGCGGCAGCUCCAGUACCAACAGCAGGACUAGCAGCAGUAGCAGCUCCAUCUCCAGUUCCUCGUACAGCUCCAGCUCAGGCAGCAGCUGCACGUCCUCUCGCUCCUCCUCACCUAAGAGGAAAAAGAGACACAGUAGGAGCAGGUCUCCCACAGUGAAAGCUAGACGGAGCAGGAGCAGGAGCUACUCUCGCAGAGUUAAACUAGACAGCAGCAGGACUAGGGUGAAGCUGAGGGAUAGGAGGAGAUCUAAUAGAAGUAGCAUUGAAAGAGAAAGACGAAGAAACCGGAGCCCUUCCAGAGACAGACGUAGAAGCAGAAGUCGCUCAAGAGAUAGACGAACCAAUCGUUCCAGUCGCAGUAGGAGUCGAGAUAGGCGUAAAAUUGAGGAUCCACGUGGGAAUCUUAGUGGGAACAGUCGUAAGCAUAAAGGUGAGGCUAAAGAAGAAGACAGGAAAAAGGAGAGGAGUCGGAGUGUAGAUAAGGACAGGAGGAAGAAAGAUAAGGAAAGGGACCGUGAACAGGAUAAAAGAAAAGAAAAACAGAAAAGGGAAGAAAAAGAUUUUAAAUUCAGUAGUCAGGACGAUCGGUUAAAAAGGAAGCGAGAAAGUGAGAGAACUUUCUGUAGGAGUGGUUCUAUAUCUGUUAAAGUCAUAAGACACGACUCUAGACAGGAUAGUAAGAAAAAUGCUACCAAAGAUAGUAAAAAGCAUUCAGGUUCUGAUUCUAGCGGAAGGAGCAGUUCUGAAUCCCCCGGAAGUAGCAAAGAAAAGAAGGCUAAGAAGCCUAAACAUAGCCGGUCGCGCUCCAUGGAGAAAUCUCAAAGGUCUGGUAAGAAGGCAAGCCGCAAACACAAGUCUAAGUCCCGAUCAAGAUCAACAACCCCUCCCCGUCGUAAGCGCUGAGGAAUGACGUGGCAAGAACGCCACGAUGCCGUCUUAUAAAUUCCAUGAGUUUAAGGGCUUGUCUCAUUGUAGAGGCGCUGUGGCUGUGUAGGUGAAACAGAUUUUUUUAAUUGUGUAAAUAGGUGUCUUUUUCCAAAUGCUGCUCCACGUUACUUAAUAGGAUUUCUUUGUAUUACAUUUUUUUCAAGAAAUAGUACUAUAAGACUAUAAAUAUGCCAUUCUCUUUCAGCUGUAAUGUUCUCAAAAUUAUUCUUGAAUGUACUGUGAUGUCAAUAAAGCUCUUUAGUUCAUUUUUGUUAAA